Drosophila innubila is the source of this 2261-nucleotide messenger RNA. RefSeq names its product mitochondrial intermediate peptidase. Gene Ontology annotation, cellular component: mitochondrion. The coding region runs from base 83 to 2188 and encodes 701 amino acids. The transcript is spliced from 3 exons. Lineage: Eukaryota; Metazoa; Arthropoda; Insecta; Diptera; Drosophilidae. Gene Ontology annotation, molecular function: metalloendopeptidase activity. The record is from RefSeq and is a predicted model, not a curated record. Gene Ontology annotation, biological process: peptide metabolic process.
UCAAAACAGCUGAUUGGAUGGGCACUGCGACUAUGUAACAUUCGGCGUAACAACUGAAAUAAACAAUUUAGACACAAUAACAAUGCUACAAAUAAGCCGAAAUGCAACAAAUGCUGUGCUGCAACGUUGGCGUCAGGGGAAACUGGUUUCCACCUGGUCGCCACUGGCCACCGCCUUCAAUGCACCGCCGGCAAAGCGGAUGAAUUUCACGCGUGAUGAUGUGGGUCUGUUCCGAAUGCAGGAGCUGCGUUCCUCCGACGGAUUCUAUUUGCUGCGCGAGAAUGUGGAGAACUCCACGCAGGAUCUCAUUGCGGAGGCCACGUCCAGCCAAAGGCAGCGUAAGAUGGUGGACAUCUUCGAUGAGCUCUCCGACUCGCUGUGCAAGGUCGCCGACCUGGCGGAGUUCGUGCGCAUUGCCCAUCCCAAGAACAAAUACAUGCAGGCGGCGGAGCAGGCGUGCAUUAGUAUUUGUGGAGUCGUGGAGAGCCUGAACACUCACAAACCCCUUUAUCAGGCUCUCAGCCAGGUGGUGCGGGAUGGCGACCUGAUGCCCACCAGCGAGGUGGAUCGCCAUGUGGCCAGACUGUUUCUCUUCGACUUUGAGCAGUGCGGGAUUCAUUUGCCGGAGCAGGAGCGUCUGCGGGUGGUGCGUCUUAAUGAUUAUAUACUGCAGCUAGGCCAGAAGUUCAUGAAUGGUGCAGUGCAGCCAACGGUGCUGCCACGUGGCGCUGUUCCGGAUCACAUACGUCACUACUUUCCCACAGCUGGCGACAACAUUAUCAUUACGGGUCUGUGCACCAAUGCGUCCAAUGUCCAGAUGCGUGAGGCUGCCUAUCGCUUGUACCUGCAGCCAUCCGAUAGCCAGGAGGAGCUGCUCAAGGAUCUGCUCAUCUGCCGCAAUGAGCUGGCCCGCAGCUGUGGCUUCGAGACUUAUGCACAUCGGGCACUCAAUGGCAGCACCAUGGAGCGACCAGAGCUGGUGCGGGAGUUCAUUGACGAGCUGUCGGAGCAGCUGCGUCCACGUGCCGAGGCAGACUUUGCGCUGAUGAGCCAAAUGAAGCGCAAGGAGAGCGGACAGGCCAAAUCGCUGGCCGAGAUCUGGGACACGCCCUACUUUACCACCCAACUAAAGCGUCAGUCCCUGGAGGAGCAGGCCAAUGAGUUCCUGCCCUAUUUCUCACUUGGCGGCUGCAUGGAGGGACUGGACAACUUGCUCCACUCGCUGUACGGCGUGCGCCUGCAGAAUGCGGAGAUGGAGCCGGGCGAGAGCUGGCACAGUGACAUCUACAAGCUGGCCGUGGUGCACGAGAGCGAAGGAUUACUGGGCUACAUCUACUGUGACUUCUUCGAGCGCAGUGGGAAGCCAAACCAGGACUGCCACUUCACCAUACAGGGCGGCAAACGGUUGCCGGAUGGAUCCUAUCAGUUGCCCAUUGUGGUGGUCAUGCUGGGAUUGGCACAGCCCCGUUGGACGGGUCCAACACUGUUGUCGCCAGCUCGCCUCGACAAUCUGUUCCAUGAGAUGGGCCAUGCCAUGCACUCGAUGCUGGCGCGGACGGAGCACCAGCAUGUGACGGGCACACGUUGUGCCACCGACUUUGCCGAGGUGCCCAGCGUGCUCAUGGAGUACUUUGCCAGCGAUCCCCGCGUGCUGCGCACCUUCGCCCGCCACUUCCAGACCCACAAGCCCAUCUCGGAGGACAUGCUGCAGCGGCUCUGCGCCUCCAAGCAUCUGUUUGCGGCCAGCGAGACGCAGCUGCAGGUGUUCUACUCCGCCCUGGAUCAGGUCUACCACGGCGACAUGGCCCAGCAGGGUGCCAGCACCACGGAAACACUGCGCGCCGUACAGAACCGCUACUACGGAUUGCCGUAUGUGGAGAAUACGGCGUGGCAGCUGCGCUUCUCCCACCUGGUGGGUUACGGCGCCAAGUACUACGCCUAUCUCAUAUCGAAGACUAUCGCCUCCUGGAUAUGGCAGACGUACUUCGAGGCGAAUCCCUUCAAUCGCCAGGCGGGAGAAAAGUAUCGGUCGGAGAUCCUGGCACACGGCGGAGCAGUUCCCGGCCGGAAACUGGUGGCCAACUUCCUGCAACGCGAGAUGACGCCUCGCAUCCUGGCGGACAGUCUGAUUCAUGAGAUCGACAUGGACGAGUCCAAGAUCAAGCAGCUCAUCGUCAGCAGAAAUUAGUAAACAAUAACAAACAAUUUUGUACAUAAUUUGUCGUUUAAAUUAUAAUUAGUUAACUGCCCUAUUUUUUGUA